Molecule: messenger RNA, 768 nt
Organism: Homarus americanus (American lobster)
Lineage: Eukaryota; Metazoa; Arthropoda; Malacostraca; Decapoda; Nephropidae
Exons: 5
Coding region: 301-738 (145 amino acids)
Source: RefSeq, a predicted model, not a curated record
GCUUGUGUCAGAUUCAUCGUCAGGUCCUGGAACGUCAUAGAGACUGGAAAGUUCGUGUAUCAGUCGGAGAAGCCUGAAGGAGGAGGUAUCGGCGUCGUCAGUGUGUGUUCUGCAGGAGGGUAGGCACGGCUACCUCAUGUUCAGGCAAGACCCGACCUUCCUUAACUGUCGGCCAGCCAUACACGGUCUCUACCACUUCGCCUGGCAGAACAGAUUCAGCUUCACGGGAGAAUGUAACCAUCCAGGGCUAUCCUCAAGUCGUGCCAGGAGCCAGGUAGCCAGUUCCUCAUCGACAACCAGAUGUUCUCCUCACAGUACAGGAAGUGCCAGGGCAUAGGUCACUCCUUUGAUGCCACUGUGGUGUUCUCGUGCCUGGGUGACUGGUAUGUGGGCGGGAAUCAUUACUUCACCGUUGUCAAUACCAGGGAGUCCAGGAAAGAGGAGAAAUACCGCUGCUUCGUCAGGAACAGGGAGGACGACCUGUACAUGGGUCACUCCAUUACCCCGGAGUGUUCUGUGCUCAAGACCCCAGAGAACAGCCCCGUCAGGUUCAGGCUGUCUUAUGUAAAGCAUGAGGAGGUGAGCCCCGGGUGUUUCCUGCCGAGGAACCUGACGGGCAAGUGGCAGUCUACGGGGAAGGAGCCGAGAUGCUGGUCAACGCCACCCAUAUCAAGGAGACAACCUGGCGGGGGGCUCGGCCAAGACCUCCUCCUACGUGUGUCUCCAGCAUCGUGGUAACCGCUUCCUUAUGGCCAAGCUCAGUGUGGA